Cavia porcellus (domestic guinea pig) is the source of this 968-nucleotide messenger RNA. It is a transcript of the gene Clmb, whose product is annotated as chromosome unknown C16orf74 homolog. The record is from RefSeq and is a predicted model, not a curated record. The transcript has 4 exons. Bases 276 to 503 code for a protein of 75 amino acids. Lineage: Eukaryota; Metazoa; Chordata; Mammalia; Rodentia; Caviidae.
UGCGGCCGUGUGCAGCCGAGGGCCCCUGCGCCUGACACUGGUCCCUGCGGCUGGACCUGAGAGGUCUGGGGCCUGUGGCAAGCUGAUGUGCCUGUCCUAGAAGACCCAAGUCAGGGAGCAGGAGAGGAGGCCCUGCCCAGCCUGCCUGCCAGGACCUACCUCAGCCCUCCGCAGCACCCCGCUGGGCAGACUGUCACAUCCCUCAGCUGCGCUCUGGCUGGCCUGGUCCUUCAAGGAGCUCUUUGUGUAGGAGCCAGGCCUGCAGCGGCGCCGACAUGGGGCUCAAGCUGUCCUGCCUGAAAGGCUUUAAGAUGUGCGUCAGUGCCAGUGGCAGCCACGACGAGGCCCCGGUCCUGAGUAACAAGCACCUGGCCGUGCCUGACAUCAUCGUGACACCCCCGACGCCCACGGGCACGGUGUUGCCCAGGGACGCCUCCCAGACAGACUGGCUGGAUGAGACGGGGUCUUGCCCAGACGACGCGGAACUGGACCCAGAGGUGUGAGGAGUGGUCCCAGAAGGAUCUGCCUGGCAGCUCCGCUGCACCUGGCUCCGUAUUCAGGCCUCCGAUGCCUGGGGCAGAUGUGCUCAGCAGCUGAAGGGGGACCCAGAAGCUGCCCUGACCAGCAGGUGGCAGGGUGAGCCGGGACGCUGGCUCGGGACCACUGGCCAGGGGACAGACCGGCCAGCUUGAUGCCUCCACGUGGCUGCUGGGCCCCAGGUGCCCAUGUGAGGAGCCCCUGCCCGCAACCACAGUGACACUGCCAGCAGCAAGGGGCAAGGUGGCUCCCAGACAGACACCACCCAGAGCCCUGCCCCAAGGUCAUCACCAAGGACUUCUCAGGAGAGGAGCGGACCUGUUUUUUAAGAGUUGUUUUACAGAUCCUGACACAGGCCCAAGGGCGACUGAUAAGUUUUUUUGCAUUGUAAAUAAAGAGAGUCCCUAAGGAAUGGGGACUCCCACUUCUCA